GGCGGGGACAGGCCCGGCCCCGCCCCUCCCGUCUCACGAGCCGGAAGGGGCGGGGCCGUGCGUGACGUGGCGGGAUGGCGGAGUCCUACGUGAAGCCGGGGAACCGGGAGCGCGGCUGGAACGACCCCCCCCAGUUCUCGUACGGGCUGCAGGCGCAAGCCGGGGGCUCCCGCCGGACCCCGCUCACCCGCCGCGCCCCCGCCCCGCCCGCGGGGGCACCCCCAGGUGCCCCCGCGGACCCGCCCAGUGCCCCCGCCGACCCCACAGCGCCGCCCCCCCGGGCGCUGGGGCCGCCCCCGCUGGGUUCUGUCGGCGCUGCCCCGCGGGCCGAGGGCCGGCCGAGCGCGGCGUGCUCCGAGCGGGAGGAGUGCAGCGUGUCCGCAGACACCGUCCUUGCCCCGCUGCGGGCAGCCCUGGACGCCUGCCGGGCCACGGUGCAGAAACAAGUGUGCAAUGAUAUCGGGCGGCGGCUGACAGUGCUGGAGGACGCGUGGGCUCAGGGGAAGCUGUCGGCGCCAGUGAGGAAGAGGAUGAGCCUCCUGGUGCAAGAGCUUCAGCAGCAGCACUGGGAUGCAGCUGAUGAGAUCCACCGCUCGCUUAUGGUGGACCACGUGAACGAGGUGAGCCAGUGGAUGGUGGGUGUCAAGCGCCUCAUCGCUGAGACCCGGGACCUGCCCACCGGAGAGACGGAGGGCAGCGCUGACACCGAGCCCCGGGACCCGCCCACCGGAGAGACGGUGGGCAGCGCUGACACCGAGCCCCGGGACCCGCCCACCGGAGAGACGGAGGGCAGCGCUGACACCGAGCCCGCGACCGAACCGAAGCAGGAGGGGCCCUGACACCAGGGACGGGGCUGCGGACUGUGAGCGGGACAGCCCCUGCCCAGGGCCACCGGCAGGAACAGGGCCCCUGCAGCUGGAGGGAGUCUGGGCACCCCCUCCGCCUCCCAAUCCUCAUCCAGGAAAAGGGGAUUUUAAUCAUUGCGACAUUUUAGUGGCGAUUCAUUAUGUUUAAUAAACAGCACCAACCUGCCCCCUCCUA
Hirundo rustica (Barn swallow) is the source of this 1041-nucleotide messenger RNA. It is a transcript of the gene SRA1, whose product is annotated as steroid receptor RNA activator 1. The coding region runs from base 75 to 839 and encodes 254 amino acids. The record is from RefSeq and is a predicted model, not a curated record. Gene Ontology annotation, cellular component: nucleus. Gene Ontology annotation, biological process: regulation of transcription by RNA polymerase II. Lineage: Eukaryota; Metazoa; Chordata; Aves; Passeriformes; Hirundinidae. The transcript has 5 exons.